Messenger RNA from Sclerotinia borealis F-4128, 2133 nucleotides. NCBI's taxonomy places the organism in Eukaryota, Fungi, Ascomycota, Leotiomycetes, Helotiales, Sclerotiniaceae. The record is from the annotation of a GenBank genome assembly.
AUGGCGCAACCGCGACCGCAGGAGAAAACUCCCGGCGUGGACACGAAAGAGUUCUACGGGUAUUUGUUUGAUGCGGAAAAGAGUCCGACACCAGUACUAAAUGCGCUGUUGAGAGGAAUCGCAAUAUAUAUUAUAGAGAAUGUGGGAAGUAAGGAAGAUAAAUUCUUGACUCCAGAGAAAUUGGCGCUUUUCUAUAAAGCUGUUGGUGGAAAUUAUGAUUCUCUUUUUGUGGAGACUACACAUCCCUCGAUAUCGUGGAUCUAUGCCUCGAUAGGUUGUCAACAUGCUUUAAACCCUACGAAAGAUGAUUUCGCGCCCCCUUCAAUACCAUGUCUAACGGUACGAGGAUUUGUGCGAUGGCAAUCAAUAGAGAUACUGUUGGGGCCGGAGGAACAUGUGCCAUUCAUCCAAUCCGCAGUGCGAGAUUUUGAUAUCAAAAAUCCAGAUACAGGAGAGAGAUUUCCGACAGAACUACCGAAAGAAGCUUUCCCAUUGGUACCGGAUGCAGAUAUAGAAAAAUGGCAUAUAAGUUGUGCGGAGAAAUUACGUCGGAGAGCAACACCAGAUGAAGAAGAGGAAGCUCCCAUUCCCGACCUCCCGCCUAGACCUAAAGCGCAAGAAGAAUACGUUCAUGUUAGACCUUCGCCCAGAGUCCCCGAUCCCACACCAAGCAACGGUGCUCACCCCCGCAGCGGAUAUUUCGAACCUUCGACCCGUGAACCUUCGACUCGUGAACCUUCGACCCGCGAACCUUCGACCCGCGAACCUUCGACCCGUGAGCCUUCGACCCGUGAACCUUCAACCCGCGAACCUUCCACUCGUGAAUCUGCCACCCGUGAACCUGCCACCCAUCGACCCAGUCGACCUAUACCUUAUACACACGUCUCAGCAUCUCGUCCUCAACGACCGACUCUCAAUCGAUCACCCACUCAUCGAGACCGUGAAUUUCUCGCUCCAGAAGAAACAUAUUCACCCCGCAAACCACGCGGACGUCAUCGUAGUUUCCCUAAUUUAAGUUCGCCCACAUCAGAAGAUGCGCCCACUUUUCACACCCAUCCAGCACGCCCAUUUGACCCCUACCAUCGACAUCACAAUGACGCAGUUCCAGAUCCUCCGCAUCCCGUUUAUCCUCGUCGACAUAGUCAUCCCCGACAAGCCCGGCAUGUACCAAUCGUCUCGGAAACCUCCGAUUCAUCGAGUGACACUAGCGCGACCUCUGAUUCUGAAGAUGACCCGUCCCCGAAAACUCGUACUAGUCCGUUGAAAACGUCUACGAAUGCACGGCCGGUACCGAGACGUCCCCAGAGUACUUAUAUACCACGAAUGGCCGGGCCAGAUAGUCCUCGGGUCUUUGCAUUCCCGUCUACAGCGCCAGGUAGUACGAUGCCAUCUCCGGUUUCUGAUGCAAGGGAAAGAGAGAGGGAGAGGGAUAGACAGAGGGAUAUUGAGGAUAAAUUUCGACGGGGUCAGUAUCCGGCCAAUAUUGAUUUGAAUGGGAAAUUGAGCGCGCCGUUCUUAGCUGGGAGGAGAAAAACGGAGGUGGGCAGGGAACCGGAUGAUGUGGGGAGAGAGGGUGAUAGGGAGAGGGAGAGGGAGAGGGAGAAGGUGAGGAGUGAUAGUAGGGGGGGCCAGGGGCUUAAGUGGAGGGAUUUGGGAGGCAUUGCGGAGAUGUGGAGGAAUGGGGGGACGAGGGGGGAUGGAGUUAGCAAUCAUACUCAUCAUGUGAGUGGAGGGGGUGGAGGUAGUGGCGGGGAGAGUGGUGAGCGGAGGGGGAGUAGAGGACAUAGUAUUCGAGAAAAUAGGGGAGAUAGGGAGAGGGAUAGGGAGAGGGAUAGAGAUCGUGAUAGGGAGAGGGAGAGGGAAAGAGAUAGAGAGAGGGAUGAUAGGGAUGACAGAGAUAGAGGAGAUAGAGAAAGAGAUUAUAAGAGGAGGGAACGACUGAAUUCACAGACGAGACAUAGUAGCCAUGAGGAAAUCCCAACCAGGAGGAUGAGAACUGAGAGGGAUAGAGAAAGAGAUGAUGAAUACGAAGGGAGGAGUUUUAGGGAUAGGGAUAGGGAUAGAGUGAGGAGGGAUAGGGUCGUAAGUCCUGUUAGGGGAGUGGAUGGGAGGAAAUAUCCGGAUUGGAGAUAA